This is a messenger RNA of Venturia canescens, 4909 nucleotides long. RefSeq names its product probable multidrug resistance-associated protein lethal(2)03659. Gene Ontology annotation, cellular component: membrane. The coding region runs from base 373 to 4641 and encodes 1422 amino acids. The record is from RefSeq and is a predicted model, not a curated record. Gene Ontology annotation, biological process: transmembrane transport. The transcript has 13 exons. Lineage: Eukaryota; Metazoa; Arthropoda; Insecta; Hymenoptera; Ichneumonidae. Gene Ontology annotation, molecular function: ATP hydrolysis activity; ABC-type transporter activity; ATP binding.
CAGUUAUGCGGCAAGAGGUCGGCUCGAAAAUAGUCAUUUUGAGUACCAGUAAAAUCUGUGUUUGUAGCACUAAAAAAGUUUCGUCCAAGACUGAUAUUUACGGUGAAAAAAAGCGGGGAAAUUGCUUCGAUCGAUUUUGGAGUUUUCCGUGGAUGAUGAAGGACUUUUGAAAACAUUUAUUCACUGCUCUUUAACGUUGUUAUCAGCUUUCCCGUAUCGCGUGACUUCGACAUCGCAGGGAAAGUGUUCACUCGCAGAAACAGUAUUUUCGCACUGCCCACGCCAAUUUUCCGCGGAAAUAUGUUCGGAAUAAUUUGAUUGAAAUAUGUCGCAGAUAAUAAGAGCGAUUCGGCAAUAAAAUAAACGAUCGAAAUGGACGGAUUGAUGGGAAAAGAAAGAGAACGAUGCCCACACGAAAAGGCGAACUUUUUCAGCAAAUUAUUCUUCUGGUGGAUGAAAAGAUUUUUGAUUCCCGGUGCGGACACGGAUUUCAAAAUGGAAAAUAUUUUUCAUCCGCUCGAGAACGAUCGGACUGAUAGGAUCAGCGAUCAAUUGGAAAUAGCUUGGGAAAGAGAAUCGAAAAGGAAUUCGGAGCGCUGGUCGGGGGUCGAGGGACACAAACGUUCAAGCUCGACGAAGCUCGGUUACGCCUUAAUUUCCGUAUUCUGGUUGGAUCACUUGAAAUGUGGCGCACGAAUUUUCCUGACGAACGUAGCGUUGAGAGGUAUUCAGCCGAUUUUAGUAGCGGGAAUAAUUGACUACUUUAGGGUAAGUGGCUCGGGAACAGGGACGUCGAAAAAUGUUGCUUUCCUUUACGGAGCCAUUUUGGUUUCGACGAGCAUACUGAUUGCCGUGAUUAAUCAUCACACGUACUUGGGAAUGAGUCGAGUGGGAAUGAGAGCGAGGGUCGCGUGCAGUUCUCUAAUCUACAAAAAAAUGUUACGAUUGAACAAAUCCGCUGUCAGUAGAACGACUCCUGCAGAAAUACUUCAGCUGUUCAAUCACGAUCUCAACCGUUUCGAUGUUCUCGGAUCCCUCGCACACAGAUUGUGGAUUCUUCCGAUCCAGGCAAUCGUAUUCGGAGGUUGCUUGUACGUUACGACAGGUCCAAUGACUUUGGUGGGUUUUGGGAUGCUUUUAAUAUUCGUGGUGCCCUUUAAAUUCGUUAUAAAUCGAUACAUCAAGCGGCAGGCGAGACAAAUCACGCAUUUUUCUAACCGGAGAACAGAAUUUAUGGACGAACUUAUAAACGGAAUUCGGGUCGUUAAAAUGUACGCUUGGGAAAACCCUUUCGCAAGAAUGAUAUCGAGCGCCCGAAAUUCCGAAAUGCGGGCUAUCCGCAGGGUGAAUUACUCGAGAGCGUCAUCGCUGGCCAUCUCAAUGUUCUCGGCCAAAAUAACCAUCUUCGCAGCCUUGGUGUCUUACGUUCUCGUUGGAAAUAAUCUCACUGCCCGAGUCACGUUCACCGUAGCGCUUUACUACAGUUUCCUCUCAGAUUCGGCCCUGGGAUUUCCAUUGGCGAUCCUGCAAACUCAGGAAAUCGCUGCGUCAUUGAAAAAGUUACAGAGUUUUUUGACGCUGGAUGAGCUCCGCCCAGCGAGCUUCGUGCCGGAGAAGGGAAGAGAGCGGGAUUCUUUGAACGAAAGUCACAGCAGCAUUUUGAGCGCCUACGGCAUCGGCCGUUUGCCGCAGAUCGUAGAAACUGGGGAGAGCGACGAAGAGUCUUCGAUCGUUGAAGCAGUUUAUUCCUGCAGACGAGCCUUUGUGAAAAUGAAUAAAUUAUCAGCUGAUCGGGGGCGCGGCGAGUGGCCACUUUGCGACGUUUCUUUCGAGGUCGACGAGGGCGAACUCUGCGCCCUGGUGGGCCGAGCCGGAUCGGGGAAGACGGCUCUGCUUCAUGUGCUCCUCGGAGAGCUGCCCAUAGACAAAGGGCAUUUGUGCAUCGGUACGAAAGGCGUAACGAACUGCGAUAACUUCCGACAGAAAUUUCGACGCCUUCGCGACACCCCGAACAUCGUGAUUUCUUACGCCAGUCAAGAUCGUUGGCUAUUCGCCGGUACGAUUCGCGAUAAUAUCGUCUUCGGGCAGGCCUGGGAGUCCGAAAAAUUUCGAAAAAUCACAAAAGCCUGCGCCCUUUCGAAGGAUGUGAGGAAAUGGCCUCGAGGCUACUCCACCGUUGUUGGUGAACGGGGAAUCGCGCUCUCUCCUUCUCAAAUAUCCCGCAUCAAUCUAGCACGAGCCCUUUAUAAAAACGCCGAAUUAUAUCUCCUCGACGAUCCUCUGAGCGGCCUCGACAUUCAUCUUCAACAACGUUUAUUCGAUCAGUGCAUCAGCGGCUAUCUCAACGGUAAAACACGAAUUCUGGUCACACACCAACCUCGACAUCUCCAGUCCGCUGACACCGUCGUUCUCAUUGAUCGGGGAUUGGUUAAGGGACAGGGAAGUUUUGAGUUCCUCAGUGAAUCAAACUCCGAUUUCAUCCGUCUAUUGAAAGUUCUCCGUCAACCGUGUUACGAUGAAAAUAAUCGAUCAGAAAAUAUAGCGAAUGACAGAAGUGGCGAGGAAACGGAACUAGAAGAAUUCGAGUUUUUCGAAUCGCUUUCACCGAUCGAUAGUGCGAGCAUGGACUGGUCCGGUCGAAAUAGUUUGGGAUCACGCACGAGCAUCGAAAGCUCGAGGACGAGUAUGCCAGGUCGAAUAUCCUGGAGAGUUUGGUUCCAUUUUCUGGUCGCUGGAAGUUCCCUAUUCGGGAUGACGGUGUUGAUUGGCAUAUUGAUAACAGCGCAGACAUUAUUGACGGCAACAGAUUAUUGGAUGAGUUAUUGGAGCAAUUUGGAAACUGCGCGGAGGAGUUUGUGCGAAGGUUCAAGAAUACUGGAGAAAAACAAAUAUCGCGAGUUCACAAACGACACGAUAUUUUCUUACUUCGCGUUGCUCGACGAAGAAGGAUUUUUGCGGAGAGAAUCGGCGGUGUAUUUCUAUACAUUUCUCGUUUGUUGUUCCGUCGUUUUUUAUCUUGCUCGGAAUUUCCAUUUAACGUCGAUUUGUGCGAGGGCCAGCAGCCGAAUCCACGACGAAAUGUUCGAGAAAAUACUCCGAGCUACGAUGAGAUUUUUCAAGGUCAAUGAACCGGGGCAUAUCGUUUGUAAAUUUUCCAACGAUGUCAGCACGAUGGACACAUCAUUGCCGGAUGUUUUGCUCGAAGUUAACCGAGCCGGGCUCCUCACGAUCGGAGCCUUCGUCACCGUCGCUGUCACCAAUCCUUGGAUGAUAUUACCGAUGCUCAUUCUGUUCCCCAUUUUUUACUGCUUGAUGAAAUGUUAUUUCAGAUUUUCCCGUGGCAUUAAAUCCCUCGAGGACGAUUGUCGAAGUGCAAUCAUCACGCAAAUAAACGCAACUCUUGAAGGAUUAACGACGAUAAGGAACAGUGAUCCCGGUGUUCGUGAAAUCUUGAGAAGGCAGUUUGACAGCUACUUGGACAUUCAUUCGGGCACGUGGUUCCUGAAAUCCGCUGCGGACGCGGCUUUCAGCAUGUGGCUCGAUCUUUUCAUUUGCAUCUUUAUAGCUUGCGCUUGCUUCAUACCGAUUCUCCUCGAUCACGGAGACGUUUUCGACGGAACGGUCGGUCUCGCCAUUUGGCAAUCGCUCCAAUUGCCCGGUUUGCUUCAAAACGGGCUGAAGCAGUGGAUCGAAGCCUGCGGAUACGUGACAGCAGUCGAGACAAUCUUGCAGUACAGCGAUGUCAAGUCCGAAGGUUCCCAAGUCUUGGACGAUCCGCUGCCUUCCAAUUGGCCAAUGAAAGGACGAUUAACCAUGAAAAAUGUUUUUCUUCGUUACAAUGAAAAUACUUUGCCAAGUAUCAAAGAUGUGAAUUUAACGAUCGAAUCGGGCUGGAAAUUGGGAAUAAUUGAAUCUCCAGCAGCAGACAAAAGUUCUCUGAUAUCGGUGAUACUCCGUUUGGAGAAUGAGGCUUUGAGCGGCGAGAUAAUGAUCGACGGAAGAGACACAUCGAGGAUUGGGCUGGAGGAACUCCGUUCCCAAAUAUCCGUCAUACCUCAAGACUCGAUAUUGUUUUCGGGGACAUUGCGUUACAAUCUCGAUCCUUUGGAUCGUUACGAAGACGAUGUUCUAUGGGAAGCUCUUAAGGACGUUGAGUUGGCCCAUUUGAACUUGGACCUUCCGGUUAUGAAGGGCGGAGCGAAUUUCUCCGUUGGUCAACGACAAUUGGUUUGCCUGGCACGUGCCAUCCUCAAAAACAAUCGAAUUUUAAUAAUAGAUGAAGCCACUGCGAACAUGGAAGCGAGGACCGAUGCCAUCAUUAAAAAAGUUUUUAAAACGAAAUUCGCCAGACAUACGGUAAUCACCGUAUCCCGAAGACUGCCAACGGUUAUCCAAAGCGAUCGUAUUUUGGUGAUGAGCGACGGUAAAGUUUCUGAAUUCGGCUGCCCUUACGAGCUCAUACGCCUCAAUCCGGGGGGUCCUUUCGCCCAAAUGAUUCAGGAGACUGGCCCGAUGAUGGCAGAACGUUUGACGGGAUUGGCGAGGGCUGCUUGCCUCGAACAGCCCGCGCAGCACAGUUUGGAUCUCGACAGUUUGAACCUGCUCGAAGAAGGAGCGACAACUGAUUUUCAUGAAGAUUGAAAUGUUUCAGUUCGAGGCGAAUCGUCGCACCGUUGCGUACGCCGCGUUUGCUGAAUCGUGCGUGAUAAUACACGCUUUUCCUUGUCCUUAUACAAAUGUCGUAAAAAAAAUUUAUUUUUAGAAAUAACGACACAUUUUAAGUGGUACUUAGACCGAAAGUUAUUCGCAAACUAUAAUUAUUUAGUCUUUAUUCGUUAAGUUAAUCGCCGAUAAAACAAUCUAUUUACGAAGAAAAUAAAUACGAGAAAUAAGUGGCUGUUAACACGUA